Molecule: messenger RNA, 815 nt
Organism: Schizosaccharomyces cryophilus OY26
Lineage: Eukaryota; Fungi; Ascomycota; Schizosaccharomycetes; Schizosaccharomycetales; Schizosaccharomycetaceae
Product: F0-ATPase epsilon subunit
Exons: 2
Coding region: 70-273 (67 amino acids)
Biological process (GO): proton motive force-driven mitochondrial ATP synthesis
Cellular component (GO): mitochondrial inner membrane
Molecular function (GO): proton-transporting ATP synthase activity, rotational mechanism
Source: RefSeq, a predicted model, not a curated record
CUCACCUUUGAUAAAGCGGGUGUUGUGUUCCUACAUUCCCCCAUCUCUUACUUUCUAACAGCAUUAGAAAUGGCAUUCGCUUGGAAAAAGAACUUUAGCUACUCCAAAUAUGCUUCCUUAUGUUCCCAGACGGUUCGUCAGGCAUUGAAGCCCGAACUACGCUCUGAACUUAAGGGUUCUAAUAACGUUGAAUUUGUCUAUGCCAAAUGGAAGAACGGAACUCAAGAACCAGCCCAAACUUAUCAAUCUGCUGACACCAAUGAACAAAAAUAAGGCUGAAAUAGUUACCGUUGAAGAAUUGUGGUGAAUGCAAUGAUGAUUCUUACUACUUGUUUUUCCCGCUCUUUCUUUUGAAAGAAAUAAACAAUAUUACUAUGAAGUUCUUGUUUUGGUUCCCUUGCACGCUGUAGUCAAAACAUAUACCUUGCUUUCUUUUCAUUUUUUAUUUUUCUUCUUCCAGUUACCAUUAUAUUCUUUUAAUUUUAAUCCUUUUUGCUUUCUGCCCAUGAAACACUCGGAGGUUUUCUUUUGUUUGUUGACUUUGUGGAUAUAGGAAACUUAUGAGUUUUUCUACGAGUGAAACGCUGUAUAUCUAUAUGAACUUGUUGCUUUCAAUGGUAAUAAAACACAGAAUAGUAUAGUAUAUACUGAGUUUUACAGGAAAGAGAGCAAAAAAAGAAAAGAAAUAAGUAAGCUGACGAAAUCGGUUCCUUUUCAAGAACGAUGACAUUUUAGCUCACCAGUGUCCUUCUUGAUACAAACAGUAGGUCUAUCAUUUAUUGAAUUUCUUAUCUUUAAACAUAUUUCUUCAUGAG